AAGGGAAGAACUUUUUGUCAUCGCGCAGGUCUCUUCAGUUUGAGAGAAUCGAAGCGCUACAAGUGGUUGUCUGCAACUGCUGACUGAAGGACUGUUUGUUUGUUUUUAAAACAGCGCAAACAUUUCGAGUUUACUUUUCUCUCCCAUGAUUGAGGUAAUGACCACGUUACACACCAACUCGUAAUUUAAUCCCUGUGGUUCGAAGCGGGUGUGUCUUCUGUGUUUUUAUUAGUUAAUUAGGAACACUUGGUGCGUUCGGCUUCGCCUUUAACAGGCGACAGAGGCUGUGACUGUUUAGUUAUCCAUUUUUAAAUUUGAUUCAUUUUGAACUGAGACACUUUCAAAGUUCCAAACAAUGUAUAGCAUGAUGGAACACGAGCUGAAGCCUUCUGGGCAACAACAACAACAGCAGCAGCAGCACCACCACCACCAAACGGCCCAGGGCAUGUCCCCGGUUACUGGAAACAUUGGCAACUCUCACCUGGGGUCCAAAUCCGUGUGCCCUCCGGGCGGGGACCCAAUGGACAAGGUCAAAAGGCCCAUGAAUGCCUUCAUGGUGUGGUCCAGGGGCCAGCGCCGCAAGAUGGCCCAGGAGAACCCCAAGAUGCACAAUUCUGAGAUCAGCAAGCGGCUUGGCGCGGAGUGGAAGCUGCUGACCGACGCCGAGAAGCGGCCGUUCAUCGACGAAGCCAAGCGCCUCAGGGCAGUGCACAUGAAGGAUUAUCCCGACUACAAGUACAAGCCACGGCGCAAGACCAAGCCCCUGCUCAAAAAGGACAACCAGAUGGCGAAGUACCCUCUCUCCGCCGGGAACCUGCUGGCUGCAGCGGCCGCGCAGGGCCAAGGUGGGAGCGCCAGAAUGGAGAGCUACGGGUGGGGCCCGGCGGGAGGUUACGCUGGGAUGCAGAACGAGGCCCUCGGCUACACUCAGCAGCUGCACCGCUAUGACCUGUCCGCGCUCCAGUAUCCCCAGGCCAUGACUGCAGCACAGACGUAUAUGAAUGGAGCCAACACCUACAGCCCCAUGUCCUACAGCAGCAGCACCCAGCAGCCCAGCCCAGUCAUGUCCAUGGUGAAGGCAGAGCCAGUAUCACACUCCCCGACUGGUGGACCUAACCACCACCGCGGGCCUCUCCAAGGGGACCUGAGAGAUAUGAUCAGUAUGUACAUCCCCGGUGGGGACGCCAGUGACCCGGCCGCCCAGAGAGGAGGCUACAGUGUCCAGCAACACUAUCUCAGUGGGACCGUUCCCCUCAGUCAUAUCUAGGGACCAGUGGGGGUAGUGACUGGGACUGAUGUUGGGUGUGCCCGGACACAAGUUAAAACGCACCCCCGGAACUGAACACCACAGCCUUAGACACACUCAUUAUGGUUCCGUGUUGCAUUAAAAACAGCAGUGACUUUAUAGGAAAGGUUAUUUUUCUACCUCUGCAAUUUUAAAUAGAAUCCCUUCGUCCACCCCAUCCCGUCCCAAGACUGGGUGGUUUGUUCAUUCUCCCAUCCACUGUUUGGAUGGAGACCUGUCCCUUCUCUUUGAACUAUGAAGGACUGCUGUAUUGUACAUACGAUCUUUACUUCUCUCCAUGAUGACAAUGUUUGUUUGUGUACAUAUUAUAUUUUUUUUCUCUUUGACAAAACUGACCUUGACAUCCACAAUCUUGGUUCAGAAACUCCAAGGCUCUAUGUAUGUUUCAAGACUCCAUAAUGUUCACAACAUUCCAUUGUAUUCUCCUACUGGCACGGUAGCGUUUGCCCCUUGGGUUGAUGGGUAAUCAUCACGACCUAAACCAACCGGGAUGGAGACACGACUUCUCUCAAAUGGCACCCUAUUACCCAUCAUGCAUAAAUUAGGAUCUGAGCACUGUGGGCCCUGGUCAGAAGUAGUGCACUAUAAAGGGAAUAGGAUGCCAUUUGGGAUGCAAGCACAAAACCCACAAUGGAGGGGCCCCACCACAGGAACACAACACACUGGGAACUGGGUUAGCCAAUCAAGGUCCUCCAAAGGCCAGUGACAUACAAAUCACAUGACCUGCCACAAGGCUUGAAAAGAUUCUGAUUCCAGAACUGGGGGUGUGUGUGGCCCAAUGGGGCCUCUCUCAGAACGGAUCAUCUCAAAUCAACUAGAUGCCUACUAGUGACGUGAACUAGAUGGAGAAAUGCACAUAACUUGAAUGAAGUGACUUAUUUUUUUAUAUGUAUGUAUGGCCUCUUUGUUAUGUGCUCUUGUUUUUAAAGCCAAUCCGAUCCCAUAGGAUGACAUGGUAUAGUCUGUUGUCCAAUCUCAUGAGUUCACUGAAUACAAUAGAAAACAGUACAUGAAAUUAUUUUAACUCCUGUUUAGUAGCUGCAACUGUCCAAACCACAUACCAAUGCAUUUUAGUUUAGUUUGAGUAUAAAAUGUUUAACAUAACAGCAUGGUUUAAAGUUAACAUUACGCCUUGUUCCUGCAAUGAGUUUUAAUGAACCAUAUUAUUGUUUGUUAGUCAACUAUUUUGACCCUUUUUUUUGUAAAUGUUUGGAGUUACGCUGCUGGCAAAGUCCUAAGUUGCUAUACUGCUUACUGUUCAAAUACGCACUGUAUUCUGCAUUUAAACUUUGUUCAUAGAACACUCUUAACUGUUAUACAAAUUCUGCAUUCCAUUCCGUUUACUUCAGCUCAAAGUUUUAGCUAGAUGUUUUUUACCAAAUACAUGUUAAUAAUGUUCUCUAGUUUGGCAACUGUGUAUGGAUUUCUACUCAUUAGACUUGUUCAACCAAGCACUGUUAUGACACACUGCCUGGGCAACUAACAGUGGAGAAUACACUUAAUUUUAUUUUACAAUAAACUUCUGUUAUCCAACUUCUCAUGUUUUGUAUUUGAGCUGUCAGUUGUCUGCUUGAGGUAUUUUCAGAUACCGUGUAACAUUUUCCUAUAAACUCCUUUUGUAGAAUAAUCUCAAGUUGCUUGAACAAGACUUAGGGGGUGAUGGUUAACAUUCCUUCAUUUGACAGCCCCUGCUAACCCACAUUUCUGAUAAUUUAGUCGACCAGUGCUGCUUAAAGUUUUUUUUAUAUAUAGUAAAAAUGUCUGUUUGAUAGAACUUGUCAUGUUUUGACAGUCUCCUAGUAUUGUGCAAUACAAACAUGAACUUGGUUGCAUUGAAAUUGAAAUUAGUACCUAAUAACUUUUAUAAGUCGAGGUAGGGUUCAUUUAAAUAAUUAAACACUGUUUACAUUGCAAUCCAAGUGUGUUAAACUGAACUUUAUUCUGUUUUAGUUUUUUAUUUAGGUCAAUCCUGUGUGUGUAUAGUGAGGAAAAAGGCUUGCAACUUGAUGUGUAUAGAUAUUUUUAAGGCCCUGAUACUAAGGUUUUACAUUUUUUUUAAACUCAUGUUCACAUGUGGCAAGGAUGACAAGUAUUAAUAAAAAUUACAACUCUG
Molecule: messenger RNA, 3419 nt
Organism: Oncorhynchus tshawytscha (Chinook salmon)
Lineage: Eukaryota; Metazoa; Chordata; Actinopteri; Salmoniformes; Salmonidae
Product: transcription factor Sox-19b
Exons: 2
Coding region: 356-1267 (303 amino acids)
Biological process (GO): cell differentiation; anatomical structure morphogenesis; regulation of DNA-templated transcription
Molecular function (GO): RNA polymerase II cis-regulatory region sequence-specific DNA binding; DNA-binding transcription factor activity, RNA polymerase II-specific
Source: RefSeq, a predicted model, not a curated record